AUGAUAGCCAUCCUUUCGGCCGCCGACUUUCACGCCGCCGUCGCAGCCGCCACAGCCAAGCCUCUUGUGGUCUUUUUCACGUCUACGCAGUGCAGCAAGAGCGAAGAUCUAGCGCCCAAGGUGGCAGCGCUCGCAGACGAGCUGGCCAAAAGCGCCGCGUUCGUCACCGUGAGCGCGGAAGAGCUCGACACGCUCGUGAAGGAGCUCCAAGUGGACAGUUUCCCGCACUUUCGCGUGUACAAACACAACAAGAUCGCGGGCGACUCUGCGAGCUCCACGCUCGACGAGGUGGACGCGUUUAUCCGCGGGCUCGUGGCGGUAGACACGCUCGGGACGGACGAUGCGUCGUCCGUGCCUGAAAGUGCAGAGCAAAAGACAGUAGAGGAGGAGGAGGGGAUCAGUGCUACGACGAAGGAAAAGGACGGGGAGGAGGAGGUGAAUGGAACGUGUGACGCAGAGGCUGCGAACGGCUCGAAGAAGCGACAGGAGCGCGAGGAACUGGAGUCGAACGACGAGCACGAGGCGAAGAAGAUCAAGACGGACGACGACGGAGAGGCUGAGACUGUUGAAAACGACGAUGCAGUCACUGAAGAAGCCGAGACAACGGACGUGGCGCCGGAAGACGACGAGGCGCCAGAUGGGACCGAGAAGAAGCGGGAAGAAGCUGCAGCUGUGGACAAGAUCGAAUCGAGUGCCGUGGCUUCUGCGUCGGACGUUGCUGCAGCCUAA
This is a messenger RNA of Peronospora matthiolae, 729 nucleotides long. The record is from the annotation of a GenBank genome assembly. Lineage: Eukaryota; Oomycota; Peronosporomycetes; Peronosporales; Peronosporaceae.